Messenger RNA from Adineta ricciae, 663 nucleotides. The record is from the annotation of a GenBank genome assembly. NCBI's taxonomy places the organism in Eukaryota, Metazoa, Rotifera, Eurotatoria, Adinetida, Adinetidae.
AUGUCUGAUGCUUCGUUGUAUGUAUCGAAUAAAGGAAGAGCACAUCGAGAUGAUCAACGUUUACAUAAUCUGUUCUAUCGUAAAUCAAAACUUGAAAGUGUCAAUGAAACAUCUGCGUUACUCAGCGGUUUUGCUAUUGUAGCGAUCGUUGAAUUAUCGCUUGAUGCGUAUACAAGUCAGAAACCAAAUGAUACUCUGUUGAUUUGUUAUGUCAUUGUCUCCGGUUUACUCGUUGGUAUCCAUUUACUUGCUCUAUUGAUGUCUAUGUGUGUUUUGCCGGAAUUGAAAAGUGUUAUUCGGCAAAGUGAUGUUUGGAUGAAUAACGAAAAUAAGAAACCUUUGUCAUCAUUCAAUCUGAUCAUCGAAGUUGCUUGGACUGUUUCAACUGGUUUAGGUUUGUUUUUAUUUCUACUUGAACUUGGCUUAAUUCUAUGGAUCAAGGUUGGCGGAUAUUCAUUAACCGCUGCUAUCUUUGCAAUAGUUACACUUUGUGCGGUCGGUUGUCCGUUUAUUCUCUUUUCUGUUGGAUUCUAUAUUCGUGUUGCAAGAACAAAGAACAUAUUCUGUUGGAAUAAAACUGGUCUAGACAGCUGUCGAUCAAUGAAAUGGUAUUGCAUUGUCUUUAUCGUAUCAUUAGUGGAUAAUCGUUCUAUUGGUACUUGA